Molecule: messenger RNA, 10554 nt
Organism: Lepus europaeus (European hare)
Lineage: Eukaryota; Metazoa; Chordata; Mammalia; Lagomorpha; Leporidae
Gene: MYO15A
Product: myosin XVA
Exons: 65
Coding region: 1-10554 (3517 amino acids)
Cellular component (GO): cytoskeleton; myosin complex
Molecular function (GO): cytoskeletal motor activity; ATP binding; protein binding
Source: RefSeq, a predicted model, not a curated record
AUGGCGAAGGAGGAAGAUGAGGAGAAGAAAGCCAAGAAAGGGAAGAAGGGGAAGAAAGCUCCGGAGCCGGAGAAACCCAAACGGAGCCUAAAGGGGACUUCCCGGCUGUUCAUGGGCUUCCGAGACCGCACGCCCAAGAUCUCCAAGAAGGGCCAGUUCCGGAGCGCCUCCGCCUUCUUCUGGGGCCUGCACACCGGGCCGCAGAAGAAAAGGCGCAAGAAGCAGGCCCGCACCGUGCUCAAGUCCACCUCCAAGCUCAUGACGCAGAUGCGCAUGGGCAAGAAGAAGCGGGCCAUGAAGGGCAAGAAGCCGUCCUUCAUGGUCAUCCGCUUCCCCGGGCGUCGCGGCUACGGCCGCCUGCGGCCCCGCGCCCAGUCGCUCAGCAAGGCGUCCACCGCCAUCAACUGGCUCACCAAGAAGUUCCUGCUUAAGAAGGCGGAGGAGGCGGGCAGCGAGCGCGCCACGGUGGACGCGUGGCUGCAGCGCUCCGGCUCCCGCGUGGGCUCCCGGAAGCUGCCUUUCCCCUCGGGCGCCGAGAUCCUGCGGCCCGGAGGCCGGCUCCGCAGGUUCCCUCGCAGCCACAGCAUCUACUCCUCGGGCGAGCCUGUCGGCUUCCUGCCCUUUGAGGACGAAGCCCCCUUCGGGCACUCGGGCUCCCGCAGGUCGCUGUACGGCCUCGAGGGCUUCCAAGACCUGGGCGAGUAUUACGACUACCACCGCGAGGGCGACGACUACUACGACCAGCAGUCGCUCUACCAGUACGAGGAGCGGGAGCCCUACCUGGCAGGCCACGCCUGGCCACCUGCUGGCCACCACCCCUACGGGUACCCGCCCGAGGACCCCUACGGCUACUACCACCACCCCGACUACUACUACGGCGACGCCUUCGACCCCGGGUACCCCUACGGCUACCCCUACAGCUACGGCUAUGGCUACGAGGACUAUGCGCCCCCGUACGCGCCCCCGGCGGGGUACUCCUCACCUUACAGCUUCCUGGAUGCGUACGAGGGCCAGGUGGACCCCUACGGCUACUACCUGGAUCCCUACGCGCCUUACGACUCGCCUUACCUGCCCUACGACCUGCCCUACGACACUCCCUACCCCCUGCCCUACCUCGACCCCUACGGGGCCCCCUACACGCUCCCCUACGCCGAAGGCGACUACGGCGGCGGUGGCGACGAGGCCAUCUACCCUCCCGGAGCGCCCUACCUUUAUCCGGAAGAACCGGCCUUCAUGUACCCCUGGGUGCCGCCACCCAUCGCCUCGCCGCACAACCCCUACGCGCACCCCAUGGAUGACAUCGCGGAGCUGGAGGAGGAGCCCGAGGAGGCGGCGGGCAGCGGGCGGCAGGGCGGCACCUCCUUCCGCCUGCCCAGCGCCGCCUUCUUCGAGCAGCAGGGCAUGGACAAGCCGGCCAGGUCCAAGCUGUCCCUCAUCCGCAAGUUCCGCCUCUUCCCGCGGCCCCAGGUCAAGCUCUUCGGGAAGGAGAAGUUGGAGGUGCCCCUGCCGCCCUCCCUGGACAUCCCCCUGCCCCUGGGGGAGGCGGACGAGGAGGAAGAGGAGGAGGAGGAGGAGGACGUGGCCCCCUUGCCCUAUGUCCACCCUUACUGGGGCUUCCUCACGCCGCGCCAGCGCAACCUGCAGCGCGCCCUGUCGGCCUUCGGCGCGCGCCGGGGCCUGGGCUUCGGCCCGGAGCUGGGCCGCCCCGCGCCGCGCCCGGCCACCUCGCUGGCCAGGUUCCUCAAGAAGACGCUGUCCGAGAAGCAGCCGCUGCCGCGGCGGCUCAGGGGCAGCCAGAAGGCGCGGCCCGGGGGUCCGGCAGUCCGGGAGGCGGCCUACAAGCGCUUCGGCUACAAGCUGGCGGGCAUGGACCCCGAGCGGCCCAACACGCCCAUCGUGCUGAGGCGGGCGCAGCCGCUGGCGCGCAACAACAACAACUCGCACCGGCCGCCCUCGCCCCCCGCGCCGCCCCGCGCCCUCCCGCACUGGAGCGCGCCCUUGGCGCCCGCGCGGCCGCCCAGCCCCGGCCCGCCGCCCUUCUCCCCGGUGCUCCCGGCCUCGCCCUACGGCUCGCUCCGCCGGCACCCGCCGCCCUGGGCCGCGCCCGCUCACGUGCCCCUGGGCGCGCAGGCCGGCUGGUGGGCCUUCGUGGAGCCCCCGCCCGUGGGCCCGGAGGCGCCGCCCGACUUCAGGGCGUUCGCGGGGCCCCGGCCUUCGUUCAGAGGCUCCCGCCACCGCCGAGGCGCGGCCUUCGGCUUCCCCGGGGCCUCCCCACAGGCAUCGCGCAGGGCCUGGACCCCCCUGCCCUCACCCCAGCCCUCGCUGAGGAACCUGCCGGGCCCCGGGUACCGCUCGCCCCUGGGGCCCCUGUCCCCCCAGCUGUCCUUCCGCCGAGGCCCCUUCCAGCCGCCCUUCCCGCCCCCGCCCCGGCGGCCCCGCUCCCUGCACGAGCCCCCAGCCCCGCGCCGGGCCUCCGGGCGCCCGGGCCCACCCCGCUCGCCGGCCCUGGGCUCGCCGCGGCCGGCCUCGCCGCCGCCUCUGCGGGGCCCGCGGCGCCGAUCUCUCGACCUGCCUUCGCGCCUGCCGCACUCGUGGCGGCGCCUCAGCGAGCCGCCCACCCGGGCCGUCAAGCCCCGGGUCCGUACGCCCUUCCACCCGCCGCCGCCGGGGCCGGGGGGCUGGCGCGGCGCCGCCGCCGCCGCCGGAGAGAGCCAGCGAGAACCCGAGGAUUCGGAGACGCCCUGGACGGUGCCCCCGCUGGCCCCCAGCUGGGACGUGGACAUGCCUCCCACCCAGCGGCCACCUUCCCCGUGGCCAGGAGGGGCCGGCAGCCUCCGAGGCUUUUCCAGGCCACCCCCUGUGCUGGAAAACCCCUUCCUCCAGCACCUGGGCCCGGUGCCGGCCCCCGGUGCACAGACUGAGAACCCAGCCUCUGACCCCGCCGGUGUUUUCGUGGGCAGACACCACGACCCCGGGCCUGGACAGCUCGCCAAAUCGGCCAGCCCGAGUCCUGAGAAGCUGGGAGAAGAAGCCGCCCCAGGGCACCCCCAGCCACCAGCAGAGCCGGAACCCCUGACACCGGCACCCUCCAAGGAUGUAUCCCCAGAGCAGAAGUCAUUAAGGCCCAGCCUGUCCUACCCAGGAGAUCAAACGAGAGCCACGUGGCCCCCGUGGCGCCGCUGGAGGACCCUGCCUCGAGCCCCAGCUCCCUUGGCGCCCACCGGGGCCCCGGCACCCCUGCCCAAAGGCGGUGAGAGGCGCCAGGCUGGACGUUUUGCUGUGGUCAUGCCUCAGGUGCAGAAACUGAAUGCCUUCCAGCACACUGGGUCUGGUACCAGCCAGCCAGCCCAGGACCCCAAGCCCAGCCCCAAGCCUCCAGCCUGGAGUCUGCGCUGGUCCCACCUCUGGCUGCCAGCAAAUGCCCACCGUGCUUGGCCACGGGCACACACCCACCCCCAGUCCUGCCGCCCGGGCCUCAGGGCCAUCUGCUUGUCCCUCAGAGGCCCCUGGGAAGCGGUUGACCCCACAAGUUGCCGGAACAAGAUGCACUCCAUUCGCAACCUGCCCUCCGUGCGGUCCCGUGAGCAGCACAGCGAGGAUGGCGUGGAGGACAUGACACAGCUGGAAGACCUCCAGGAGAACACCGUGCUGUCCAACCUCAAGACCAGAUUUGAACGGAACCUCAUCUACACAUACAUCGGCAGCAUCCUGGUGUCAGUGAACCCCUACCGGAUGUUUGGGAUCUACGGGCCAGAGCAGGUGCAGCAGUACAGCGGGCGGGCCCUGGGAGAGAAUCCUCCGCACCUCUUUGCCAUUGCAAACCUCGCCUUCGCCAAAAUGCUCGAUGCCAAACAGAACCAGUGUAUCAUCAUCAGCGGGGAGAGCGGCUCUGGUAAAACUGAGGCCACGAAGCUGAUUCUUCGCUACCUGGCCGCCAUGAACCAGAAGCGGGACGUCGUGCAGCAGAUAAAGAUCCUAGAGGCCACGCCCCUCCUGGAGUCCUUCGGGAAUGCCAAAACCGUCAGGAACGACAACUCCAGCCGCUUUGGGAAGUUCGUGGAGAUCUUUCUGGAAGGGGGCGUGAUCUCCGGGGCCAUAACCUCCCAGUACCUGCUGGAGAAGUCUAGGAUUGUAUUUCAGGCCAAAAACGAGAGGAAUUACCACAUCUUCUAUGAGCUGCUGGCGGGGCUGCCCGCCCAGCUUCGGCAGGCUUUCAGCCUGCAGGAGGCGGAGACCUACUACUACCUGAACCAGGGCGGGAACUGUGAGAUUUCGGGGAAGAGCGACGCAGAGGACUUCCGCCGGCUCCUGGCCGCCAUGGAGGUGCUGGGCUUCAGCGCCGAGGACCAGGACAGCAUCUUCCGCAUCCUGGCUUCCAUCCUGCACCUGGGCAACGUCUACUUCGAGAAGUAUGAGACGGACGCCCAGGAGGUGGCCUCGGUGGUGAGCGCCCGGGAGAUCCAGGUGGUGGCGGAGCUGCUCCAGAUCUCCCCCGAGGGCCUGCAGAAGGCCAUCACCUUCAAAGUGACCGAGACGAUGCGGGAGAAGAUCUUCACGCCCCUGACCGUGGAGAGCGCUGUAGAUGCCAGGGACGCUAUUGCCAAGGUCCUGUACGCACUGCUGUUCGGCUGGCUCAUCACCAGGGUCAACGCACUGGUGUCCCCGCGGCAGGACACACUGUCCAUCGCCAUCCUGGACAUCUAUGGCUUCGAGGACCUGAGCUUUAACAGCUUCGAGCAGCUGUGUAUCAACUACGCCAACGAGAACCUCCAGUACCUGUUCAAUAAGAUCGUCUUCCAGGAGGAGCAGGAGGAGUACAUCCGGGAGCAGAUAGACUGGCGGGAGAUCCCCUUCGCCGACAACCAGCCCUGCAUCAACCUCAUCUCGCUGAAGCCCUACGGCAUCUUACGUAUCCUCGACGACCAGUGCUGCUUCCCCCAGGCCACAGACCACACCUUCCUGCAGAAGUGUCACUACCACCAUGGCGCCAACCCGCUCUACUCCAAGCCCAAGAUGCCGCUGCCCGAGUUCACCAUCAAGCACUAUGCGGGCAAGGUCACCUACCAGGUGCACCAGUUCUUGGACAAGAACCAUGACCAGGUGCGCCAGGACGUGCUGGACCUGUUCGUGCGCAGCCGGACGCGGGUGGUGGCCCAUCUCUUCUCCAGCCACAGCCUCCAGGCCGCCCCUCAGCGCCUGGGCAAGAGCAGCUCGGUUUCCAGGCUCUACAAGGCACACACGGUGGCUGCCAAGUUCCAGCAGUCGCUCCUGGAUCUGGUGGAAAAGAUGGAGAGGUGCAACCCCUUGUUCGUGCGUUGCCUGAAACCCAACCACAAGAAGGAGCCCGGCCUCUUCGAGCCGGACGUGGUGAUGGCGCAGUUACGCUAUUCGGGGGUGCUGGAGACCGUACGGAUCCGCAGAGAUGGCUUCCCUGUGCGCCUGCCUUUCCAGGCGUUUGUCGACAGGUACCGCUGUCUGGUGGCCCUUAGGCACGAUGUACCAGCUAACGGGGACAUGUGUGUGUCAGUGCUGAGCCGCCUGUGCACAGUCAUGCCAAACAUGUACCGCGUGGGGGUCAGCAAGCUCUUCCUGAAAGAGCACCUGCACCAGUUGCUGGAGAGGAUGCGAGAGCACGUUCUCAACAUGGCCGCCCUCACGCUGCAGCGCUGCCUCCGCGGCUUCUUCAUCCAGCGGCGCUUCCGCUCGCUGCGCCGGAAGAUCGUCCUCCUGCAAAGCCGGGCCCGCGGCUACCUCGCCAGGCAGCGCUAUCAACAGAUGAGGAGGAGUCUGGUGAAGUUCCGGUCCCUGGUGCACACGUACCUGAACCGCAGGCGCUACCUCAAGCUGAGGGCAGAGCAGAGGCACCGGGUGGAGGAGGCGUGGCUGCGGGAGCAGGAGGAACUGAGCAAGCGCGAGGUGGUGGCUGUGGGGCACCUGGACGUACCUGCUGAGCUGACCGGGCUACUGCAAGCCGCAGCAGGUGCAUCGGCGCUGGGCCGCCUCAGGCUGCCCCGGGUGGCCCCCAUGCGGGCUCCUCGGAUGCUGGCCGAGCCCCGAGUCACGCUGCCCCUGGAUGUCAACAACUACCCCAUGGCCAAGUUUGCCCGGUGCCACUUCAAGGAGCCAGCCUUCGGGAUGCUGACGGUGCCGCUGAAGACGCCGCUAACCCGGCUGCCCGCCGAGCACCACACGGAUGCUGUGAGCCUCUUCAAGCUGGUGCUGCGGUUCAUGGGCGACCCCCAGCUGCGCGGAGCCCAGGAGCACCUGCUGGGGAACUACGUGGUGCAGAAGGGGCUGGCGGCGCCCGCGCUGCGGGAUGAGAUCCUGGCGCAGCUGGCUAACCAGGUGUGGCGCAACCCCAACGCCCACAAUGCCGAGCGCGGCUGGCUGCUGCUGGCGCUCUGUCUCAGCGGCUUCGCGCCUUCCUCCCGCCUGGACAAGUCCCUCCUCAAGUUCGUGUCUGAUCACGGGCGGAACGGCUUCCAGGCAGUGUGUCAGCACCGCCUCAUGCAAGCCAUGGGCCGCGCCCAGCAGCAGGGCUCGGGGGCUGCCCGCACCUUCCCCCCAACCCUGCUCGAGUGGACAGUGACCCAGGAGAAGGCCAGCAUGGCCCUGGACGUGAGCUGUUUCAACGGGGACCAGUUCUCCUGCCCGGUGCAUUCCUGGAGCACCGGGGAAGAGGUGGCUGGAGACAUCCUGAGACACAGGGGGCUGGCGGACGGGUGGCGCGGCUGGACCGUGGCCCUGAAGCAUGGAGUCCAGUGGGCGGAGCUGGCCGGCCACGACUACGUGCUGGACCUCGUGUCAGACCUGGAGCUGCCCAGGGACUUCCCGCGACAGAAGUCCUAUUUCAUUGUGGCUGCAGAAGGGCCUGUGGCCAGCAGGGGAGGCCCCAGAGUGUUGUUUGGGAACAGCUGGGACUCGGACGAGGACACGCCCCCCAGCCCCCAGCCCCAGCCCCGGGGACACGUGCCCAGUGUGCCCGACCCCGAUGGGUACUGCAGCCACCCCGAGGAGGGAACAGACGGGGAGACCGAGGCCCAAAGCGGGGCAGCGAGCCGCCAAGACUCAGCCAGCCUCGGAGAGCCUGCGGUGCCCACCAAGGGGCUGGACUGCUACCUGGACAGCCUCUUCCACCCGGUGCUGUCCUACGGGGAUGCGGACUUGGAGAAGCCCACAGCCAUUGCGUACCGCAUGAAAGGGGGCGGCCAGCCCGGUGGAGGCGGCAGCAGCAGCAGCGCGGAAGACACCCCCAUGAGACCCCCAGAGCCAAAGCCAAAGCCAAUCCCAGGCCUGGACGCCUCCACGUUGGCGCUGCAGCAAGCCUUCAUCCACAAGCAGGCCAUGCUGCUGGCCCGCGAGAUGACGCUGCAGGCCAUGGCGCUCCAGCAGCAGCCUCUCAGUCCUGCUCCGAGACCCCUGCCCCUAGAGAAACCCCUAGCACCGGAGGCCCAGCCCAAGUCAGCGGGCACUGGGCCGCCAGCCAAACCUGUGCUCCUGCGCGCCCCCACAAGGCCCUCGGCCCCCACCUCGCUGGCCACAGCCCCCCGGGUCCCCACCGCCAAGCCUGUGGCUGCCCCGAUCUUAGCUCAGGACCGGGCUCCUCCCGCCGUCACGGCACCCCCGCUGGACUUGGUGCGCCACUCCACGCUCAACUCGGAACACUUCCCGCAGCCCACACAGCAGAUCCGGCACAUAGUCAGACAGUACCAGCAGCCGCCCCGCGACGGCCGGCCCGAAGCGCUCCGGAAGGGCAGUGGGAAGAUGUUCAUGAAGCGCCCAGACCCCCACGAGGAGGCCCUGAUGAUCCUCAAGGGGCAGAUGACUCACCUGGCCACAGCACCUGGCACCCAGGUGCCCAGAGAGGCCGUGGCCCUGGUCAAGCCAGUGAGCAGCGUCCCGAGGUCAUCCGCGGCAGCUACUCCAGUGCUGCCUUCCCGGGCCCUGGAGCCCCCAGAGGAACCUGUGCAGACCCGGCUGCACCGGCUCCCCAACCCCAACUUCUACGGCUACCAGGACGCACCCUGGCGGAUCUUCCUGCGCAAAGAGGUGUUUUACCCCAAGGACUGCUACAGCCACCCUGUGCAGCUGGACCUCCUGUUCCGGCAGAUCCUACACGACACGCUCUCGGACGCCUGCCUGCGCAUCUCCCAGGAUGAGCGGUUCAGGAUGAAGGCCCUGUUUGCCCAAAACCAGCUGGACACACAGCGACCCCUGGCGACGGAGAGCGUGAAGCGGGCGGUGGUCAACACUGCCAGGGACAGCUGGGAGGUCUACUUCUCCCGCCUCUUCCCGGCCACGGGCAGCGUGGGCACGGGCGUGCAGAUCCUGGCUGUGUCCCACACGGGCAUCAAACUCCUGCGGAUGGUCAAGGGCAACCCGGAGACCAGUGCGCAGCUGCGGGUCCUACGUGCAUACAGUUUUGCUGAUAUCCUGUUUGUCACUGUGCCGUCCCCAAACAUGCUGGAGUUCAACUUGGCCAGCGAAAAGGUCAUCCUCUUCUCGGCCCGAGCCCACCAGGUGAAAACCCUGGUGGACGACUUCAUUCUGGAGUUGAAAAAGGACUCCGACUACGUGGUUGCUGUGAGGAACUUCCUGCCUGAGGACCCAGCCCUGCUGGCCUUCCACAAGGGGGACAUCAUCCACCUGCAGCCCCUGGAGCCACCUCGGGCGGGCUACAGCGCUGGCUGUGUGGUUCGGAAAAAGGUGGUGUACCUGGAGGAGUUGAGACGCAGAGGCCCCGACUACGGCUGGCGCUUCGGGACCGUCCACGGGCGCGUGGGCCGCUUCCCUUCCGAGCUGGUGCAGCCGGCCGCCGCCCCCGACUUCCUACAGCUGCCGGCGGAGCCCGGUCGGGGCCGCGCUGCCGCCGUGGCAGCUGCUGUGGCCUCCACCGCGGCUGCGCAGGAGGUGGGCCGCCGGAGAGAGGGCCCCCCGGUGAGGGCCCGCUCUGCUGACCGCGGGGAGGAGGCGCUGGUGCUCCCGCAGUCCGCGAUGCUGGAAUUUGCCCAGAAGUAUUUCCGAGACCCCCAGAAGAAGCCCCCGGACGGCCUGCGGCUGAAGUCCAAGGAGGCCCGUGACUCCAGAACCUGGGAGGACAUGCUUUGCUUCACCAAGACGCCGCUGCAGGAGUCCCUCAUCGAACUCAGUGACGGCAGCCUCAACAAAAUGGCCACGGACAUGUUCCUAGCUGUGAUGAGGUUCAUGGGGGACGCUCCCCUGAAGGGCCAGAGUGAGCUGGACGUGCUGUGCACCCUCCUGAAGCUGUGCAAGGACCACGAGGUCAUGCGGGAUGAGUGCUACUGCCAGGUCCUGAAGCAGCUCACAGACAACACCAGCUCCAAGCAGGACAGUUGUCAGCGAGGCUGGAGGCUGCUCUACAUUGUGGCCGCCUACUACAGCUGCUCUGAGGUGCUCCAGCCCUACCUCACUCGCUUCCUCCAAGCUGUGAGCCGGACCCCGGGAAUGCCCUUCCAGGGGAUCGCCAAGGCGUGCGAGCAGAACCUGCAGAAGACGCUGCGUUUCGGCGGCCGCCUAGAGCUGCCCAGUAGCAUGGAGCUCAAGGCCAUGCUGGCAGGCCGCAGUUCCAAGAGGCAGCUCUUUCUUCUUCCUGGGGGCCUUGAACGCCAUCUCAAGAUCAAAACGUGCACGGUGGCCCUGGACGUGGUGGAGGAGAUCUGUGCGGAGAUGGCGCUGACACGGCCCGAGGCUGCCACCGAGUACGUGAUCUUCGUGGUCACCAACCGAGGCCAGCACGUGUGCCCGCUCAGCCGCCGCGCCUACAUCUUGGACGUGGCCUCGGAGAUGGAGCAGGUGGAGGGCGGCUACAUGCUCUGGUUCCGGCGCGUGCUCUGGGAUCAGCCACUCAAAUUCGAGAACGAGCUGUAUGUGACGAUGCAUUACAGCCAGGUCCUGCCCGACUAUCUGAAAGGCCUCUUCAGCAGCGUGCCGGCCAGCAGGCCCAGCGAGCAGCAGCUGCAGCAGGUGUCCAAGCUGGCCGCUCUACAGCACCGCGCCCAGGACCGCUUCUACCUGCCCAGUGUGAGGGAGGUCCAGGAAUACAUCCCGGCCCAGCUCUACCGCACCACAGCUGGCUCAGCCUGGCUCAACCUGGUCAGCCAGCACCGGCCGCAGAUGCAGGCGCUCAGCCCCCACCAGGCCCGGGCCCAGUUCCUGGGCCUCCUCAGUGCCUUCCCCAUGUUCGGCUCCUCGUUCUUCUUCAUCCAGAGCUGCAGCAACGUCACGGUGCCUGCUCCCUGCAUCCUGGCCGUCAAUCAUAACGGGCUUAACUUCCUCAGCACCGAGACCCACGAGUUGAUAGUGAAGAUACCACUGAAGGAGAUCCAGUCCACACGGACGCAGCGGCCCACAGCCAGUUCCAGCUGCCCCUAUGUGGAGAUCGCCCUGGGGGACGUGGCGGCCCAGCGCACCAUGCAGCUGCAGCUGGAGCAGGGGCUGGAGCUGUGUCGCGUGGUGGCCGUGCACGUGGAGAGCCUGCUCAGCGCCCGCGAGAAGAGGCUCACGCUGCCUCCCAGUGAGAUCACGCUGCUCUGA